CGACGCACUACCAAACAGAGUUUUUUUGUUUUUUUUUAUCUAGUUGUUAAGGCGGGUGAUUAAUCUGCUGUAUGCAAACUGGUUGUAUAUGUCAUUGUCCAAUCAGAUUAAGGUCGCGCCUGGUGUUGCCACGCCCAUUUGGGGCGAUUUCUGUCAAGCCCAAAUUUGCACCAGAACUCUCCCAUUGACAUUCAUGGUACGUCCGUUUUUUUCAAAAAUCAUGCCCCCAAUACAUUUUCUAUGAGGGUUUAUGUGCUCGCACAAACGACGUGCUUACGUCAUCUGUCUGUUGCUAACCCGCGGGAACAUGAACAUUCUACGAAGAAGAUGGCGAGUGUCAAGUGCAAUACUGUAGUAUCUCUGAGAGAAGUGCCCUUUAGUCGUCGUACUAAUGCGGAGAAGGAAGCGAUAAAACAACUAGGACCCCCUAGACCUGAUUUAAACAUCAAGCAAGUGUCAACGAAAGGGGAGAAGGCCUACACACGAUCUUUUAAAAAUAACUGGUACGACAGAAAAACCUGGCUAGCCGGCUGUGAUGUAGCCAAUGCUCUUUUUUGCUACCCCUGCCUUCUCUUCCACCCAGAAAACAACACGGCAGACGGUACAGCGUGGACAAUAAAAGGGGUAACGGAUAUGCAACAUCUGUCGGACAAAGUUAAAAAGCACGAGAAGGCAAAAAAACACAUGGACAGCUGUCUGAAGUUUUCAGCUUUAGGGAGAGUGAACAUUGCUACACAGCUGGAUGAGGGGUAUCGGCUAGCAGUGCUUCGUCACAACGAUGAGGUGAGCAAGAACCGCCACAUACUCAAUCGGCUCAUCCAGUGUGUGAAGUUUUGCGGCAUUUUUGAGCUAGCUUUGCGAGGCAGAGACGAAACCGAGGGCUCCGCCAACCCUGGUAUUUUUCGGGGCCUUGUCGAUUUUGUGGCACAGUUGGAUGAGGUGUUUGAUGAGCACCUGAAAACGGCAAGUGUCUUCAAGGGCACAUCCAAGACGAUUCAAAACGAACUGCUGGGGUGUAUGCUGGGUGUGGUGAAGGAACGGAUUGUCGAGGAGGUGAAGGCUGCGAAGUUUGUAGCCAUCCAGGCUGACGAGACCACCGAUGUCAGCACGCAGACCCAGCUGGUUCUUGUUCUCCGAUACAUCGACGGCAAGUAUGCAGUGCAUGAACGUUUUUUUGAGUUUCUUCCCCUCACCGAGUCAACGGCGACCUCUAUAGCGAAUGUGAUCCUGGAGCGACUGAACAGUCUGUUUUCCGACGACGAGAGAGAGAAACUAAUCGCUCAAGCGUAUGAUGGUGCCAGUGUGAUGAGGGGAGAGAAGGCUGGUGUGCAGCAAAAGGUGCGUGAACACUUCAAAAAUGCACAUUAUGUGCAUUGUUACGCACACCAACUGAACCUGAUCAUGCAGCAAGCCACAUCCAACAUAAGCAAAGUGAAGGUUUUUUUCUCUGAGCUGAGUGGGAUUUCGAGUUUUUUUUCCCGUUCACCCAAGAGGACCAGCAUUCUCGAUCAGGUCGUCGCCCGGAGACUGCCGAGGGCUUCAGCUACAAGAUGGAAUUUCAACAGCAGGAUCGUCAACACUGUCAGUGAGAAUCGAGCCGACCUCAUUGAAUGUUUCGAAACCAUCAAGACAUCAUUUGACCAACCAACAGUGAGAGAGGCAUCUGGGUUCAUCCGAAUGCUGCAAGAUGAAGACUUCGUUUUUUUCUUGAGCGUUUUUCACAACAUCAUGCCCCAUGUGGACAUCCUGUACCAGCAACUCCAGCAGAAGGACAUCGAUGCAGUACUCAUCCAGCGGGCCCUCCAGAGGUUCACAAGCAGUGUGCAGGCCAUAAGGGGCUCCCCCUCACUUCAGCAGGUCCAGGGAGAACCAGCUGCCAAACGAUCAAGGACAGCGUUGGGAGAGGAAGAAAAGCAGAGGAUGGCUAAAGAGAUCUGUGACACCAUCUUGGCUCACUGCAAGGAGCGGUUUUCCUUCACCGACCACCUAGUUAGUGCCACCUUACUGCAAGGAGAUCUGUUUGGAAGGUACUGCCAUUCAUUUCCAACCGAAGCGCUGCAUGCCACUGUGAAGGCAUACCCCAUGCUGGAUCAAGCAAAGCUGCACACAGAGCUCUCCAGGGGCGGCGCCAAGCGGUUGCUUGCCCUGCUCAUGUCCUACAACCUACAGGACACGUUCUCAGAGACUGUUGCUCUGUUGAACAUCAUUAUCACCACACCCAUGACCACCUCUGAAGCAGAGAGAUGCUUCUCAACUUUGAAGAGGAUAAAGACCUUCCUGCGCAACUCCAUGGGCCAGGAACGUCUUAACGCCCUGGCCAUGCUUUCAAUGGAACGGAAACUUGUCCUUAGCAUGCCUGACUUCAAUGAGAGAGUCAUUGACUGCUUUGCUGCAUUAAAAGAGAGACGCAGCAAAUUCCAGUACAAGUGA
Molecule: messenger RNA, 2430 nt
Organism: Gadus chalcogrammus (walleye pollock)
Lineage: Eukaryota; Metazoa; Chordata; Actinopteri; Gadiformes; Gadidae
Product: zinc finger MYM-type protein 1-like
Exons: 3
Coding region: 241-2430 (729 amino acids)
Molecular function (GO): protein dimerization activity
Source: RefSeq, a predicted model, not a curated record